GGUUCUCUACAGUCGUUUACUACCCGUCCGACAUUGCGGUCGUCGUGUCCAGUUUUUUCUCGGUGCACCUGUUCCUCCCUCACACAAUAUUAUAUAGUUACGGUGUUCCGUCUUUUGUCCGUUUUCUUUUUGGCGCCAUCCCCGCCUCGUCGUACCGAGUCGAUUUUCGUCACGUACCACCCCUCUCAGCUCUUCCCCCUGUCCGUACUGAAAUAAUAAUACUUAUAUAAUCGAUCGUCGUACCGAGUGCACGUGGUGAAUACAAGACUAAUUUAUAAUUAACCAGACCUGUCUAUAUCAAAAACGAGCAGCGCACCCGUCGGAUCAGAAUAAAGAAAAGUUCGCCAACAAAAACGCCGAAUAGUUUCCGCACCGUUUUAUAAUUUGACAUGUUAGUAGUGUCUGUGGAAAUCUGAGUGGUUACGGGGACUACGUGGAUAUGUCGACAACCAGUGGCGGUGACACUAAACACAUGCAGGAGAACUCGGUGACCACCUUAUACGACGGUGACAGGACGGUUGUCAACCAUAGAGUGUCGCCACCGUCCUCGUCCAAUGCCGACAGUGGUUUGGACAAUUCCAACACAGAAUCAUCCUCUGGCGACGCUAAACUCAUCAUAGACGUGCCUGACUUUUCCAGAGAAAUGGAAACACCUCGCACGGGUAUUGAUAACCCGAGCUUUGAGACUGAUAAAACUGACGUACCAAAACCUCUAACUAACGGGCAUAAUGGUACCGUUAAUCAAGAAAAGGAUAAAAUGGCUGAAGCUGUGAACUUAGAAUUAAUUAAUAUGAAACCAUUCGCCAAAAGCAUUAAUGGCAAAGAAAAUGGAGUUCCCACGAAAAAAAAAGAAACUGCUGUCAAUAUGAACGAUACGUACGAUGACUAUUUUAUUCCUGUGAAUGAACACAAAAAAUACAUAAGGGGUGGAGAAAAAUUGUAUGUAACCAAAGAUAAACGAGAUAUGAAUCAAUCUAAAAAACCAUUUAUGUGUUGGGUGUUUGGAUUGGUAUUAUUGGCUGCUGCUGUCAUCGUCGCGAUUUUAGCGUCAACCGGUAUAAUAUUCAACAACGAAACCGCAUUAGAGAGUAGGAAUUUCAUGGAGAAUGAGAAAAUCGCUGGUUUUGGUAAUCACCACGGACAUUUCUCGUCAGUCAGCCCACCACCUAGUGUAGAAAGUUCGAGUCCAUUUAGCCCUCCGACCACCGAUAUGUCGGGAGUAUACCUUCCUAGAACCGUACAAGGCGAAAUUGUUAUUGACAAUAUGCAAUUUACUCCUGACUUGGCAAACAGAUCAUCUGGAGAAUUCCAAAGAUUUGCGCGUUCUAUCGAAACCGAGCUGAAAAAUGUUCUUUUUAAAAAUCAACCAUUAAGUACUGUUAAUGAUGAUAUACAUAUUAAAGUCAUUGAAUUUUCUCCUGGAAGUGUAGUAGCUAAAUAUAGAAUAGGCUGGGAAUAUAAAGAUGAUAGUGAACCACAGGAUCUCAUUGAUGCAGUAACUCUUAACACUCGAUUGGAUAGUUAUUUACGAGAGUCUAAUGGAUUUUUAUACAAUUAUAGAGUUCCUAUCCAUAGAUUGCGCUCAGAUCCUGUUAUGGAUAAAUGCAAAAUAGAUAACGGAAAAUGUUCCCAUUACUGUUCUUAUGAUUAUAAAAAUUUAGAAUUUGAAUGUUCGUGUCCACCUGAACUUACUAUAAGUGAGAAUAUGAAAGACUGCAAGCGAAUUAUUGAAGAAGACAGCUUUGACACUAUGUCCGAAUAUGAUUCUUUUCCGAAGUUUGAACCUAGUUUAGUACCUGAAACAAAAUCAGAAGCAGAACCUGAAUUAAAGACAGAAACUGAACCAAGUUCAAAAUCUGAACCUAGCUCAGAACCUGAAUUUAAACAUGAACCAGAGCCUAGUUCAGUACCUGCAGUGGAACCGGAACCAAAACAAAGUUCAGAACCUGAAAUCACUGCAGAAUUUGAGUCUAGCCCCGAACCUGAAGUGAAAGCAGAACCGAAGCCAAGUUCAGUAUCUGAAGUAAAAUCUGAAUCAGAGCCAAGUUUAGUGUCUGAAGUAAAAUCUGAACAGGAAUCUAGUUCAGAAACAGAAGUUAAAGCAGAACCAGAGCCAAGUUUAGUGUCUGAAGUAAAAUCUGAACAGGAAUCUAGUUCAGAAACAGAAGUUAAAACAGAACCAGAGCCUAGUUCAGAACCAGAAGUCAAAGCAGAACCGGAGCCAAGUUCAGUACUCGAAGUAAAAUCUGAACCAGAGCCAAGUUCAGUACCUGAAGUCAAAGCUGAACCGGAGCCAAGUUCAGUACUUGAAGUCAAAGCUGAACCGGAACCAAGUUCAGUACCUGAAGUCAAAGCUGAACCGGAACCAAGUUCAGUACCUGAAGUCAAAGCUGAACCGGAGCCAAGUUCAGUACCUGAAGUCAAAGCUGAACCGGAACCAAGUUCAGUACCCGAUGUAAAAACUGAACCGGAGCCAAGUUCAGUACCCGAUGUAAAAACUGAACCGGAGCCAAGUUCAGUACCCGAGGUCAAAGCUGAACCGGAGCCAAAUUCAGUAUCUGAAGUAAAAUCUGAACCGGAGCCUAGUUCAGAACCAGAAGUCAAAGCUGAACUGGAGCCAAAUUCUGUAUCUGAAGUAAAAUCUGAACCGGAGCCUAGUUCAGAACCAGAAGUCAAAUCUGAACUGGAGCCAAAUUCUGUAUCUAGUGUAAAACCUGAAUCUGAAAUGAAGUCAAAUCAGCCAGAACUUAGUCCAGAACAAGAAAUAAAAUCAGAAUCAGAAUUUGUGACAAAAACAGAACCGGAUACUAAACCAGAACCGGAACCUAGUGCAGACCCAGAUUCAAAAUCAAGUUUUAUUGACAGUUAUGAAUCGUUGUCAGAUGUUGAUAUAAGUUCUGAUUCAGAUUUCGCAGAACAAAAUAAUAAGCCAUUUUCAAGUUCUUCAACACAGAAAUCAAUUUUAAAUAUGGAUCAAUCUGAUAGAGAAGCAAAAUCACAUUCACAAGAAGUAUUCAGUCAUGAAAUCAAACCUGAAGUGACUUAUAUUGUAUCUACAGAAUCUGAAUUUGAAACGAAAACUGAGUCAGCAUCUAAAGACAAUUUGAAACCCAAAGAAAGUUCUGAAUUGUUAGGAGAUGUAGAUUUGAAUGAUCCAGAAGAAUCCACUACAAUUCCUUCAAUAACCGAAAACUGGUUGACUACAGCUUCAUCUAUAAUUCCAGGUAUUCCUAAAUUACCUAGUGAUUUGGAAGUAACAGAAAAAGAAAAUGUAUCCACGGAAGAGGAAAUGAAGACAGAAUCUUUAGGUUUGGAACAAAUGGAAUUGAAAUCAGAAAAUAAAACUUCUAUUGAUUUAAUAUUGGAUUCCCACACUGAAAGUCUAAUUGAAAAAAUAACCGAAAUUCCAGAACUAACUAUUUUGGAUAAUGUAAAAGAUUUAUCAGAUAUAGUAACCGUUUCAAGUAUAGAUACAGAUUUAACCAUCAAAGAAGAUAUAAAUUUAUCUAUUAAAGAAUUGGAAAAUAUUACAACUGAACAUGUUACCGAAUUCGUUGAUAUGACCACUAUGUCUCCAACAAUUGAACAAGAACUAAUUAAGCCAUUGCAUAGUUCAACAGAUCCAAAUUUCUCAGAAAAAAUACAUUCAGAUGAUUUGAUAACUUUAGAAAAAACUAGUAUACCCGACCCUACUAAAAAGUUACAGUCUUUAACAUCUCUGGAAGAUCAGAUAACUAAUUCACCUAAUGUUGAUGUUUUAAGUACAUCUACACAAAGCAGUUUUGACAAUUUCAGUGAAAAUAGUUCACCUGAUGAACAAGAUGCGAUAGAUCAAAUUAUAACACACUCGAGUGAAUCAAACUUUUCAGAUGUCGUUAAUGAAAAUGACAAUAUGAGUGCGUUGGAUUUAUACCAAAAACCAGAGUCAAAGAAAAAAGACAAGAAGACUUCCAAAAAUCCUGAAUUUUAUUUGUCUGAUAGUGGAUUUACAAAGAGAAACAAAACCAAAACAGAAAAAGAAAACAAAAAAAAUAAUAAAUCAGAUGCCAUGGAUAUGAUGCCAGAGUUAUUGAAUUCAAACAAAUGUGAAGAAGGACAAUUCCAGUGUAUGAACGGUACAACCAAAGACGGUUCAUAUUGUAUAAAAAUGUCAUCAAGAUGUGAUACAAAUAAAGAUUGUACUGAUAACUCAGAUGAAUAUGACUGUGUCGAAAAUGCUUGUUCUGGAAAUUUCCAAUGUAAAAGUGGUGAAUGUUUACAAAGAAAUCUGGUCUGCAAUAACAUUAUGGAAUGCGAAGACGGCAGUGAUGAACAAUCUUGUGACUCAUGGAAGUGUACCAAUGACGAAAAACAAUGUACUGGUGGACAAUGUUUACCAGUAUCCUAUUUUUGUGACGGAAAAUCUGAUUGUAAUGACCAUUCAGAUGAGCUACAAUGCAAUAGUACUUGUGAUGGGUAUCAAUGUUCUAACAGUUAUUGCAUAUCGAGUACUUUACAGUGCAAUGGAGUAAAUGAUUGUAGUGGAGGCGAGGAUGAACAAAAUUGUGAAUGUAAUUCCAACGAAUUUAAAUGUAAUACUGGUUCAGAAUGUAUUCCAAAAAACCAAGUUUGUGACAAUAUAGCACAGUGCACAGACCGAAGUGAUGAAUGGCAAUGUGUUCAACUCGACGGUGUUCAACUUUUUGCAAAAAAAGAAAGCGAAAUCGCCAUGAAAGUAUGUAGUGAUAAUUGGACAGACACUUGGAGCAACUUUGUGUGUCAAAGUCUUGGAUUUACUGAAACAAAAACAACUAAUUUCCGAACAAAUGAAAACUCUACAGAAAACUUUGUGGGCUAUCUUAAGUUGAAAGAUAACUCAACUUUAAAUAGUUCUAAGAGUUUGACGGGUUACCUUGAAUCAGCAUCAACAUCCUGUGAUACUGUGGAAAUAAAAUGUUCUUCUAAGCACCUGUGUGGAGAUUUUGGAGGCAAAGAUCCACUAUCCAUGGAAAUGUGGCCUUCUGUUGUCUACCUUCAUAACGCAAAAACCCAUAAGUCAUGUACAUCUAGUCUUGUAAAACGGAAUUGGAUACUUUCGUCUUAUAGCUGCGUACAUUCUAUUGAUGAAUCUCUAUCGCCUGAACAAUGGGAAGUGAUUUCAAGCAAAUCUCGAGUAGCCAAUGAACAGAAUUUAACAAAAAGAUCAGUUUCCAGGAUAAUUAGUCACCCUGGAGUAAAAUUUGAAAAAUUCCGUUAUUUCAACAACUCUGUAUUAGUAGAACUUAGCACACCGUAUGAUUUAUCAGACGAAGUCAAUACAAUUUGUCUACCUGAACAAGUUGUCGAUAACAAACAACCAUGUGUCACCGCAAGUUGGUCUUAUGAGUCGCCAGGAGUUUUCAAACAGUUUUCACGCUAUUUGUCUGAACCAUUAAUGCAAACAGAUUUGUGCAACUCAACUGAACACUUUAAUGGUUUCCUGACAGAACAGGAAAUUUGUGUUGCUUCGAAAGAAAUGGAAGCCAGUAAUAUGGAAAUUGGAUCGCCACUAAUGUGUUUGGCGGAAAAUGGAUUGUGGCAGUUACAAGGCAUGCUCAGUUACCGAGGUGGUUACGGCCGGUCAUCAAAACCAUCGCUUUACAACGCAAUUGUAGAAUCUGUACCGUGGAUAGAGAACACAAUAGCAUUUGGUGUUUAACAUGUUCUCUCGGCCGGUUCCCCCAUGGGACUAAAUGAUUGAUACUGUAAAAGUAUUUAGUAAAAAUAAUGAAACAGAAAUCUAUUAAACGACGACCGUUGUAUUAUUAUCUAUAUAGGUAGCGUCGUAAUUUAUACUUUUUUCAAGGGGAUAUUAUAUUUUUGUAAUAUAAUAAUGUAUUUGAUGUUUUAAGUGCCUACUUUUAAUUUUUUUUUUUUUUUUACUUAUGUUUUAAGAGAAAUUAAUCAUUUAAACUUAUCUAAUUAUAUGCGCGGUAUAUUAUAUGUAUACAGUUAAUUAAUAUUUAAUUUCAUAGGCUUUUAUAUGAUACGGCAUGUUUUUGACACGAGUAAAUACCGAGUUGCCAUAUUGAUUUAUAGGAAUAUUAUUCAUGUCUGUAAAAUAUUAUCCGUCCAUUUAUUAUUAUUAUUUUGUAUUUUAUAUUAUUAACCAGUAUAAUAAUAUAUACGAACAUGUUCCUUCGGUCGACCGUUUACAUUGUUUCGUGUGUUGGACACGCGAUCAUAAUAUUAUAAGCUUCAUUAGUUUCGUUUAAACGACUGUAUGUCAGUCGUGCAACGGUCUCAUCGACGUAAAAGCUCGUUAAAUCCAAAAUUAUAUCUUUUAUACUUGUUUGUAAUUAUUAUUAUAAAAUUUUUGUAGUUGUGCUCAAGAA
Acyrthosiphon pisum (pea aphid) is the source of this 6353-nucleotide messenger RNA. RefSeq lists its product as uncharacterized. Gene Ontology annotation, molecular function: low-density lipoprotein particle receptor activity; serine-type endopeptidase activity; protein binding. The transcript is spliced from 19 exons. Gene Ontology annotation, cellular component: plasma membrane; signaling receptor complex. Gene Ontology annotation, biological process: proteolysis. Bases 440 to 5677 code for a protein of 1745 amino acids. The record is from RefSeq and is a predicted model, not a curated record. Lineage: Eukaryota; Metazoa; Arthropoda; Insecta; Hemiptera; Aphididae.